CUCCUUAAUUUCCAUUACACAUACACAGAGCUAGCUAGAGACAGCGAGAGAAGAAUGGCUUGUGUGGUUGUACUUUCUCUUAUGAGGACGCUAGAGCUUGAGUUCUUGCAACCUCUCCCUCGUCCAAUUCUACAACAAAACCAACUCAUCCCUUGCAACAAAGACUUGGUCCUAUCUCUCCACAACAAGCUUGGAUCCCUGAUGGAACUCUUCGAUGAGAAUAGAAUGGAUGGUGUUGAAGCAAUUAAACACUUGGAAACAAAGCUCAGAGAUGUAGCUUCCAGGAUUGAAGAUGAAAUUGAACUCCAAGUACUACAUCUUUAUGAAGAAGAAGAAGAAGAAGAAGAAGAAGUAGUGGAAAACAAUAUUUUUGGCAGGUUUGUGGAUCAGACAUUUCAGCCACCGGAGGAGGAGGAGGAGGAGGGGGAGGAAGAAGAAGAAGAAGAAGAAGAAGAAGAAGAUGAAGAAGAAGAAGAAGAAGAAGAAGAAAUGCCACAGGGUGAGAAAAGUACUCAUCAUUGUCAGAGGCUUCAUCAAAUUUUGCAUCCGCUAAGGGGAAAAUCACAUCCUUGUCUCAAAUUCCGUCGUAUUUUGCACCAAGCUCUACAACACAUUGAUGCCAUCACUCAAGAGUUGGUGAAAGCCAAGGAGGAGUACCAGCUUUUCAAACAUAAUCAUCUACAAGAAGGGACAAAGCAGCCUGCCUCCCUUCAUGUUUUACCAAUACCUACUGAAGAAGUUAUCACCAUGCCAGAUUCUUCCCACCAUGCUUCAUGCUCCAAAGAAAUAAUGGUAGGAAAACAGGAUGAGUUCGAGAUUAUAAAGGAGAUGCUAAUCCAACAUCCAUCUAAGCAAUUAGAAAUUGUCUCCAUUAAAGGUACGGGAGGUAUUGGUAAGACAACAUUAGCAAAGAAAAUUUAUGAAGAUCCAUCAAUCACUUCCUACUUUGAUAAGCGAGCAUGGACUGUCGCAUCACAACAUCACAGUAAGGCUCAAAUGCUCUUAGAUCUUCUUGGUUCCAAACACAGUGCGGACAAAGAUGAGGACCUAACAUUACGACUCUACCAAAGUUUCAAGCGUCGAAGGUACUUGGUUGUGAUUGAUGACUUAUGGAGUGUAGAGGCAUGGGAUGCUCUCAAAACUUGCUUUCCCGAUGAUGGAUAUGGUAGUCGAGUAUUGUUGACUACUCGCAUUGGUGAGGUGGCUAAUCAUAUAUGCACCCAAAAUGACUUUUCUCAUCAAAUGCAAUUGUUAGAACAAAGUGAGAGUUGGAAACUAUUUAAUGAAAAGGCAUGUAAAUCUCGUGGUGCUGGAUUUGAAACAAUUGGGAGACCGGUAGUUGAAAAAUGCAAAGGACUACCUUUGGCAAUUAUUGUGGUUGCAGGCCUUUUUUCCAAACUCAACACUCUAGAUGAGUGGAAGAAUACUGCCAAUGCUCUAAGUUCUUCAGCAACUACUCUAGAUGAUGAAGAAUGUUCGAGAAUACUCUCACUGAGUUACAAUCAUUUGCCCCACAACUUGAAAGCUUGCUUCUUAUACUUGGGAGUUUUUCCAGAAGAUCACAAGAUCAAUGCUAAUGAACUUGCAAAGUUAUGGCUUGGGGAAGGACUCGUAAAGGCGUUUGAGAAUGAAAACUUUGAUGCAGUGGCUAACAGGUUUCGGAAUCUAAGGAAAGCCCGGAAUCUAAGGACAGCUCCGAAUAUGAUGAAAGCCCGGAAUCUGAGGAAUGCCUAAGUGAAGAAGAGCCAAAAGUGGAUAACUGAUAAUUGAUAUCUUAUAUUCACUUUUAGGCAGAAGACAACAGUGGUAUGUUUUCAAAAACACAGAAUUGUAAUUACAUACAUACAUGACUGUAUCUGCAGUUUUAUUCAUGCAUUUGUCACAGGACAGGCAACAACAUUAUUUUACAAGAAGAAGAUGUUUUAAUUACAUACAUUAUUUUCAGUGUUGUCGCAAAA
Messenger RNA from Ipomoea triloba (trilobed morning glory), 1958 nucleotides. RefSeq names its product disease resistance protein RPP13-like. The transcript has 2 exons. Gene Ontology annotation, molecular function: ADP binding. NCBI's taxonomy places the organism in Eukaryota, Viridiplantae, Streptophyta, Magnoliopsida, Solanales, Convolvulaceae. The record is from RefSeq and is a predicted model, not a curated record. Gene Ontology annotation, biological process: defense response to other organism. The coding region runs from base 55 to 1734 and encodes 559 amino acids.